AUGACGUUGGCCAGGCGCAUCGUUCCUAUCGAUACCGGUCUAGACAUAGGCUGGACCGAAGCGAAUGGCUGCCCGCUUAUCACUAUUACAGAUUCGGUGGUGAUGCGUUUGAUCGACACGUUCUUUCCGUGGCCUCUCCGACCCCUCUUCUUACAUCAGGAGCUUAGCCCUUUUCUCCCAUCUAUAAAGAGGACGCUGGAUCCGGCCAUCCCCUCGAAAUUCCUUCAUUCAUCCAUCCCCAAUACUCUCUCCACUCUUCCAGUCUCUCUCCACUCCUUCAGCUCUCGCAGCAUCUCCUCCUUCACACUACCAGACCACUCACUUACUUCCAUUCGUCCGAGAAUAACCGAGAACCAUUCCGGCCCUGUUUCUCAUGCCAGCGACCAGACGGAAACCGAGAGCCAGUCCUCUACUCAACUACGUGAACGAUCCGGAAGCCAGUCCUCUACUGCCAGCCGCACUCAGCUGGGCGAGAGCUUCUCCACUCUGCCCAGUGGCUUUCUUUAUCUAGGCCAUGACGCCCCCAGGGUCUCCAGCCCCAGGGUUUAA
Molecule: messenger RNA, 549 nt
Organism: Aspergillus ochraceoroseus IBT 24754
Lineage: Eukaryota; Fungi; Ascomycota; Eurotiomycetes; Eurotiales; Aspergillaceae
Exons: 3
Coding region: 1-549 (182 amino acids)
Source: RefSeq, a predicted model, not a curated record